AUGGGAUUUACAAUGGGUUUGAAUCUACUCCUUCUAGUGGCCAUGGUUGCCACCAAUAUCCUCUCCCUCUACCACCUCUCCACCACCAUGAUCUCCACUAAACCAAUCACAAAUCCUAACCCUCCUGUCCCUGAUCACCUCCUCCGUCAACUUCAGACGAUACGCGCCACCAUAAAUCAUCUCACGCGCCUCCAACCUAAUCCCUCUGUUCAGACCACCGCCUCCAACAUCCCAUCUGACCUCCUACUCUAUACUCAGCUCUCACCCAUUGCAUCUGCCUGCCGCCACCACCCUGAUCUUCUUCAUCAGUACAUGAAUUACACCCCUUUCUCCGUUUGUCCCCAGCUGUCUUCCGCCGCCGCGGAACCCUUGAUCCUUCGUGGAUGUCAUCCUCUCCCACGCCGGCGCUGCUUCUCUCCUACUCCUAGUAAACUACCUUCCUCCCUUCCCACAAACCCUUUCUCUCCGGUGCCGGAGAAUGCCAUUUUGUGGAGUAAUUACAAGUGUAAAACCUUCGAUUGUCUAAACCCAGAUCUGGGUUUUGAUUUGAAGAAAGAGAAAUUAAAGUUUCUGAGCUACAAAACCGAUCUCGAUCUCCCAAUUUCUCAACUAACCGACAUCGUAAAGAAAUCAAAGAACGUUCUCCGGAUAGCUCUAGACAUAGGCGGUGGUACAGGUACAUUCGCUGCGCAAAUGAAGCAAGAAAAUGUGACAGUUAUCACGACCACCAUGAGCAUCGGUGCACCCUAUAACGAAGCUGCUGCCCUCCGGGGAUUGAUCCCGUUACAUGUGCCAUUGCAGCAGAGGUUACCGGUGUUCGAUGGGGUUCUGGAUCUGGUGCGGUGUGGCCGCGCCGUGAACAGGUGGAUUCCGGCGCAAUCAUUGGAGUUUCUACUUUAUGAUGUGGAUCGAGUGUUGAGAGGUGGUGAAAUGGGCAGUAGGGAAGAAGAUGGAUACAAGUGGUGUGAAGAAUGGAGAAGCUUAUUUGACUGCUCUUUUACAAAAGCCAGUUUCAAGAUGAUGAUGAUAUUGCUUCCUUUCUUUUUCGUUCUUCAGGUAAGAAUUAAAGAGUAA
This is a messenger RNA of Lactuca saligna, 1074 nucleotides long. NCBI's taxonomy places the organism in Eukaryota, Viridiplantae, Streptophyta, Magnoliopsida, Asterales, Asteraceae. The record is from the annotation of a GenBank genome assembly.